Molecule: messenger RNA, 3418 nt
Organism: Etheostoma spectabile (orangethroat darter)
Lineage: Eukaryota; Metazoa; Chordata; Actinopteri; Perciformes; Percidae
Product: IgGFc-binding protein-like
Cellular component (GO): extracellular matrix
Source: RefSeq, a predicted model, not a curated record
AAGGAGACUGACUGUAAUAAUGGCGGAGCAGCGUCCUCCACACAGGUGGUCACUGUACAUGCUUAUGGGUUCAUCAUCAAGUUUGGUAGUGAAAAGCACAGUGUAUGUGUAAGUAAAUUUCAGUUUUUGAAUGACUGCACAGGGUUGACUUUUUUUUAUCACUAAUGAGUCUCCUUUAUUUUCAGGUUAAUGGUAAAAUGACAUACAUUCCUGUUAAUCUGUUGCGGGGAAAGAUCCAGGUCUUUUACAAGGAAGGCAAAGUUCUAUUGACAACUGACUUUGGUAUGCAAGUAGUCUUCAAUGGGACCUCCACGGUUCUUGUUACACUGGACCCACACUACAAGGGCAAAGUGUACGUGCUGUGUGGCAAUUUUAACGGCAAUCCUCAAGAUGAGUAUCCUGUACCUACACCUGGUUCCCCUCCCAUUAAGACAAGUAUGGAGCUUGCUCAAACUUACCGGCUCUUUGAUGGGGACCAUAACUGUUGUACUGGCUGCAAGCAGGUACUGGGUGAAGUGACCAUGCAUGACAAUCCUAUUUCUGAGGUUGUCUCUAGUGACAGGGGAAAGUGUGCAGUGCUCGUGGAUCAGAAGGGUCCGUUUGCCCACUGUCACAGUCUAUUCAAUCCGGAUUCCUUCUAUGAAAGUUGUGUUGUUGAUUACAUGGAUAACAGGCGGUUAAAAGUGGCUCUUGACCAGGCCAUAUAUUCAUAUUCCUUACUUUGUGAAGAAGUCAGUGAUGGCUACCACAGUGAAGUUACAAUUGAUGUUCACUGUCAACCAAACAGCCACUACAAGACCUGUAGCUCAGCCUGUCCUCCAUCCUGUGAAUCUAAUGCCACUUUCUGUAUCAAGAUGUGUGUGCAGGGCUGCUUCUGUAACCCUGAUUUCAUUAGUAGUCAAAUUGGCUGUGUGCGCCCACAUCAAUGUGGCUGCACAGAUUCCACAGACCAAUACCAUAGCCUUCACUCAACUUUCUGGACACCGGACAACUGUGGCCAGCUCUGUAUCUGUGGACCAGCUACUGGAGAGAUCCAGUGUCGCCCAGCCCAGUGCCCCAGAGGAAUGGUCUGCAGGCAGCUACAGCACAAGUGGGUGUGUCAACCUGAAACCCCCCAGAAUUGUACCAUUGUCACUGGGCUGCAUUUCCAGACCUUUGAUGGACAUCACUUUGACUUUAGAGACAGUUGUGCAUAUUCUUUGGUUCAAACCAAGGCCAACCUAGGUGGACUAACACCAUUUAAUAUCACUAUCUCAGAUGCAAGUUGCCACAGAAGGCUUUUUCAUAGCCUUGAUUUAACACUCUCAAUCUUUGGUCUGGAGGUGGUAGUGAGUAAAGAUGGCCUAGGAAAGGUUUUGGCUGAUGGACUGUAUAAGCCCCUACCUUACGCUCACCUGACAGGCCAUGUGAAUGCCUACCGCACACCUUCAUCUAUAAUCAUUCACACUGAUGUGGGAUUAAAGCUGAUUGUCCACAACACUGAUACACCAAUGGUUAUCCUCCCCAGUAGUUAUGGCUCUUCUGUCUCUGGUCUCUGCGGGAAUGCCAACACUGACCCUUAUGAUGACCAAAUGAUAUCCAGUGAAGAGCUUGCCCAAAAUGACCUAGAGUUUGCCCACAGCUGGAGGUCUCCGGGAGCAGAGGCUUGUAGGUCCAACUGCUCCUCCAGAGAGAAGCAUUGUCCUGUUGACGUUGAGAAGCUUUUUGAGGGCAGCAAUUUUUGUCAAGUGUUGUUGAAUGAGCUAGCUAUUGCAAGCUGUGCCUUGGUGUUGAGUCUCAAGCUUUACUUCCACAGCUGUGUAAGAGAUUCCUGCUCUUAUGACGUACACUACUCAGCACUCUGCAAUUCUAUUACAUCCUAUUCGGCUGCCUGUCAAGCAGCUCAGCUUCCUGUCCGGCAGUGGAGAAGUGACACUUUUUGUGGUAUGUCAUGCCCUAGGAAUAGCCACUUUGAGCUGUGUGGACCUCGAUGCCCUGUUGUGUGCCUUGGACUGUCCUCACCAGCAGGCUGUAGCGAAGGCUGUGAGGAGGGCUGCCAGUGUUACCCUGGCUACGUCUUGAGUGAUGGCCAGUGUGUGCGGGUUUCGGACUGUGGCUGCAUGCAUCAGGGACAGUAUCACCCUGCUGGCCACUUUUACCUUGAGAAAAGCUGCCAAAAAUGUGACUGCAAAAGAAGAAAAGCAACAUGCAUCCCCAUGGAAAGCUGUUCAUUAAAGGAUGGCCUUACCUUGCAGUAUGGGGUGUGCCAAGUGUUUGCUGGCUUUGGCUAUAUCACUUUUGAUGGUGUUGUUCUUCUUCACCACGGAGCUUGCACCUAUGUAGUUAUGACUAUGACCAUGCAUGACUAUACUCUGCUACUUAGCUUUAAAAAGGACAGGAAUGGCAUUUUCACAAUCGGCAGACUAGUAUUGCGUUUGCUUUCCCUGGAAGUGUCCGUUGACCCUGGAACUCUAUGGAAAAUACAAGUAAAAGGAGAAGAAAGCAGAGUGCCUUUUGACAAUGGAGAACUCAAAGCGUACCAAUUUGGCAACCGACUGCUUAUCACCACACCCACCAGUGGAAAUGAUUUGUCCUAUACCCAAUACCUCAGGUUAACUGUGCCACAAGUAUAUGACUCUGCCGCUUCUGGCCUCUGUGGGAACUUAAAUGGGGAAAGGUCUGAUGAAAAUGGACAUCUUGCCAAAAGCUUUGCAGAACUCCUGCACAGCUGGACAUUUGAAGCUCCGGGACAUUGCACUGACACUUGUGGAAGCAAGUGUGAUGAGUGCAGGUUGUCCCUACAUGACAGGACGGUCUGUGAUGUUCUGUUGAUCAAUAGUAUUGAAUUCCAUCGAUGCUGGAAUAGUGGUAUUAAGCGCAAUAUUUACUUGCUUAUGUGCAUCAGGGCAGUUUGUGCUGGGGCAGGGCACAUGGCUGCAUGUCUAGCAAUGGAAGCAUAUUCUGCAGCGUGCCAGGCUAAAGGAAUAGCAGUAGGAUCAUGGAUAGAGAACAAUUCUUGUGCUCUCCAGUGUCCUGACCGCAGCAGCCCAAGGGAGUGUGUUGACCCCAACUCAUGCCCUGCUCUGCUCCAGCCUGGUUCUUCAGCAUACGGCUGUUCAGAAGGCUGCGAGUGCUAUAACGGAAAUGUGUUUGAUGAGGGAGAGUGCGUAAUAUACAGUCAGUGUGGGUGUGUUCAUCAUGGUAUAUAUAUAUUAAGAUGGAUGAGCAAUUGUUCACUGAGGACUGCACCCAGAGAUGCUGGUGCCACCCUUUGGGUGGGGCGAUAUGUGAGGAGGCAGGCUGCAGACCAGGGCAGCAGUGUGCUCUGAGGAAUGAUUCCUGGGGCUGUCAUAACCAACCAGAAGUUUGUGAACUCAGGGGCAGCCUCCAAGUCUCCACACUCAGUGGGCAGCAGCUGAGCUUGGAACCUCGUUUAUCU